Molecule: messenger RNA, 2128 nt
Organism: Megachile rotundata (alfalfa leafcutting bee)
Lineage: Eukaryota; Metazoa; Arthropoda; Insecta; Hymenoptera; Megachilidae
Product: neurotrimin
Cellular component (GO): neuron projection
Source: RefSeq, a predicted model, not a curated record
UCGAAAGUGUGAUGACCAGUGAACGUGUAAUGCGUGUUUUGGAGAGCAUCGAGAGCCGUUCCCGGUUCCUGAUGAUGGUUCUGCUACUCUCGACCUACACUGCAACUGUUUGGAUGGAUAAUUCCACCGGUUCCGAGGGACCGAGUUUCACUGUGCCAAUAACAAAUGUAACAGUCCCAAUGGGGCGGGAAGCGGUUCUUGCUUGUGUGGUUGCAAACCUGUCUACGUACAAGGUAGCAUGGCUCAGGGUAGACACACAAACAAUCUUGACAAUAGCUAAUCACGUGAUCACGAAGAAUAACAGGAUUGGAGUGACGCACACCGAACGCAUAACCUGGCACUUACACAUACGUGAAGUACGUGAAUCUGAUCGAGGUGCUUACAUGUGCCAGAUAAACACCGAUCCAAUGAAGAGUCAAACUGGCUAUCUGGAAGUUGUAGUACCUCCUGAUAUUUUGGAUUAUUCAACGAGCACGGAUAUGGUGGUGAGAGAGGGAAGCAACGUUACGUUGCGUUGUGCUGCGACGGGUUCACCGAAGCCAAAUAUUACUUGGAGACGAGAAGACGGAGAAGCUAUUCUCUUACAAAAUGGCCAGGAAGUAAGAAGCGUAGAAGGGUCAAUCUUCACAAUCACGAAGGUAAAUAGAUUACAGAUGGGUGCAUAUCUAUGUAUCGCGUCGAAUGGAGUGCCUCCUACAGUCAGUAAAAGAAUAAUGCUGAUAGUACACUUCAGUCCAAUGAUUUCGAUCCAGAAUCAGCUGGUGGGUGCGCAGGAGGGACAGAAGAUGACUCUCGAAUGUCAUUCAGAAGCCUUUCCCAAAUCAAUCAAUUACUGGACUAAAGAGAAUAAUGAAAUUAUAAAAACCGGAGAAAAAUACGAGCAGUCGGUUACGGACAAUGCGUACAAGAUUCAGAUGAAACUUACAAUAUUCUCGGUGACACAAUCCGACUAUGGAACGUACAAAUGCAUAUCGAAGAAUUCCCUAGGAGAAACGGAUGGCAAUAUUAAACUCUACCAUAUACCAACGCCAACGACACAAGUCAGAACGACAACACCUCCAAGUUCCACCGUCGAAGAAGUUGAGAAUAUUCAAAACUCGCGACAGGAACCAUUGCCCAGUGAGGAACCAAUCCAGAAACAGGGGACGGAUAGGUCGUUAACUAAUAUCCUUAGGAAUGAUGAUAUACGGCUUCAUGGUAGAGCAAGCAGCAGCGACUAUAACGAUGCUGAAAACAGCGUGACAAAAGAACGAAAAAAUGUCGGCGGCGACGUACGACCACGAAGAAUUGACAACACGGCACAAUCGAUGUCAUCCAGGGGUACAAGCUCGAAUUUUCUCCUGCAAUCUAGAGCGGCCAUCUGCAUAAUCCUACUAUUUGCCCUGUCGUAGUCACGUCAGUGUCCAAUAGCGAAAAAAAAAAAAACGGUUGUUCGAGGGAAAUCCUUCGGAUGGGAUCAAGAUUCUCCCUGUUCAUCGUCAUUUAUCUCAACCGUGAAAGGGAUCAAUUAACGGAUGUGCUUCAACAGCGCAAAUUAACCGAGAAUUUGUGCCAUCGCGAUUCUUUGUGAAAUUAAAACUGGAGUCAACGAAACAAUGUUAUUUUGUGUUAUUCGAACGAGAGAAUACGCAUAGUUAGCCAACGAGCUCCUUUCGAGUUCUGUUACUUGUAACGGUGUGCAUCUUAUUUCGGUUUGGUAUUGGUUAUCGAAAUUGUGAAUCUAAUUUUUUAAACGAUGCGCUUGGAAGAAGACAAACAUUUUAGCUCCUAUGUACAUACGAUAUUUUAUAUGCUUUAUAAACGUACGAGUUACUCAAAGAAAUUUCAUUCAGUGAAACAUGUUCGGCCUAAUUAUUGUACAUUGUAUUGUAUUAUUGUAUGUAUUAUCACUGCAUCUGUUGUACGAAUGAAUGUACAACGUACAAGGUUUCUCUGGAGAAGAUUGGUCUCUUCAAAUAAUGAAAAUAUUUUAUUAACGAUGUUUAACAAUUGUGUUUAUUGUUGAUGUAAAAAGAUUUUUUGGUUAAAAAUAAAAGAACAUCUGUUGGGAACAAUGAAACAUUUGAGAUUACGAAUAAUUUAGUUUAAAAAAUAUUUGAUGAUGUUGAAGUAUAAUCUGAUUAAAAUG